Molecule: messenger RNA, 639 nt
Organism: Helobdella robusta
Lineage: Eukaryota; Metazoa; Annelida; Clitellata; Rhynchobdellida; Glossiphoniidae
Exons: 4
Coding region: 1-639 (212 amino acids)
Biological process (GO): protein phosphorylation
Molecular function (GO): ATP binding; protein kinase activity
Source: RefSeq, a predicted model, not a curated record
AUGAUGCCAAUAUUUGGAAAAUUGAAGAACAUCUUCAGUGCUGGUUCAUCUGGCAGCUCUGGGGAUGUGAAAAAGAAGCCUAACUUUCCACUAAUCAAACAGGAUGCGGACCCCAGUGAGUUUUGGGUGAAUGUUGGUGAACUUGGUGAUGGAGCCUUUGGAAAGGUUUACAAGGCCAAACACAAAGAGAAAAACCAGUUUGCAGCUUUAAAGCAAGUGGAGAUAACUCAGGAAUCCGAUUUAGAAGAUUAUAGUGUUGAGAUAGACAUCCUACACCAGUGCAAACACAAGAAUGUGGUUGGUCUCUAUGAGUCCUACCUCUUCAACAGCAAGUUGUGGAUGUACAUAGAAUUCUGUGAGCUUGGGGCCCUGGACAGUAUAAUGCUUGAACUGGAGAAACCCCUGACGGAGCAGCAGAUCCAGUACAUAUGCAGGGAGAUGACAGAGGGCCUCGACUUCCUACACCAGCAUUUUGUCAUUCACAGGGACCUGAAGGCCGGCAACGUGCUACUCACCAGCGAUGGCGGGGUCAGAUUAGCUGAUUUUGGUGUCUCGGCGAAGAACAGCAGUGCCAAGCAGAAGAGAGAUUCAUACAUAGGGACACCAUACUGGCCAGUUGAUUUUUAUUUUUAUUAUUAG